Messenger RNA from Megalops cyprinoides (Indo-Pacific tarpon), 3729 nucleotides. Its product is annotated as coatomer subunit gamma-2. Gene Ontology annotation, cellular component: endoplasmic reticulum-Golgi intermediate compartment; COPI vesicle coat; endoplasmic reticulum. NCBI's taxonomy places the organism in Eukaryota, Metazoa, Chordata, Actinopteri, Elopiformes, Megalopidae. The record is from RefSeq and is a predicted model, not a curated record. Gene Ontology annotation, biological process: organelle transport along microtubule; protein secretion; intra-Golgi vesicle-mediated transport. The transcript has 23 exons. Gene Ontology annotation, molecular function: structural molecule activity. Bases 111 to 2732 code for a protein of 873 amino acids.
UGACCCUGACGUUGUUUUCGCCGACGUGGUGCGGCGUACAGCCGGCAAAGUGACGUGGAUUUGUGUUCGUGGAUGGAAGAUCCAGUCGUGGAGACGAUCGACCCGCAACAAUGAUAAAGAAAUUCGACAAAAAAGACGAGGAGUCUGGGAGUGGCUCAAACCCCUUCCAGAACCUGGAGAAGAGUGCAGUGCUUCAGGAGGCACGGAUCUUCAACGAGACACCAAUCAACCCCCGGAGAUGCCUCCACAUUCUCACCAAGAUCAUCUACCUGCUCAACCAGGGAGAACAUUUCGGGACUACCGAGGCGACAGAGGCCUUCUUUGCCAUGACCCGGCUCUUCCAGUCAAAUGAUCAAACUCUGAGGAGGAUGUGUUAUCUGACCAUUAAGGAGAUGGCCAACAUCUCUGAGGACGUCAUCAUUGUGACCAGCAGUCUGACCAAGGACAUGACGGGCAAGGAGGAUGUGUACAGGGGCCCAGCCAUCAGAGCACUCUGCAGGAUCACAGAUACCACCAUGCUGCAGGCUAUUGAGCGCUACAUGAAGCAAGCGAUCGUGGACAAGGUGCCAAGUGUGUCCAGUUCAGCACUGGUCUCCUCUCUGCACAUGGUGAAGAUGAGCUACGACGUGGUGAAACGCUGGGUGAACGAGGCACAGGAGGCAGCUUCCAGCGACAACAUCAUGGUGCAGUACCACGCCUUGGGCCUGCUGUACCACCUGCGGAAGAAUGACCGCCUGGCCGUGUCCAAGAUGCUCAACAAGUUCACCAAGUCCGGCCUCAAGUCCCCCUUCGCCUACUGCAUGCUUAUCCGCAUCGCCAGCCGGCUGCUGGAGGAAACCGAGGCUGGGCACGACAGCCCGCUGUUCGACUUCAUCGAGAGCUGCCUGAGGAACAAGCAUGAGAUGGUGGUGUACGAGGCAGCCUCCGCCAUCGUGCACAUGCCCAACUGCACCGCCCGAGAGCUCGCCCCCGCUGUCUCAGUCCUCCAGCUCUUCUGCAGCUCCCCCAAAGCAGCCCUUCGCUAUGCGGCUGUCAGGACCCUCAACAAGGUGGCGAUGAAGCACCCCUCCGCCGUGACGGCCUGCAACCUGGACCUGGAGAACCUGAUCACGGACUCGAACCGCAGCAUCGCCACGCUGGCCAUCACCACGCUGCUGAAGACGGGCAGCGAGAGCAGCGUGGACCGCCUCAUGAAGCAGAUCUCCUCCUUCGUCUCCGAGAUCUCCGACGAGUUCAAGGUGGUGGUGGUGCAGGCCAUCAGCGCGCUGUGUCAGAAGUAUCCCAGGAAGCACAGCGUCAUGAUGAACUUCCUCUCCAACAUGCUCCGAGACGACGGCGGCUUUGAGUACAAGCGGGCCAUCGUGGACUGCAUCAUCAGCAUCAUCGAGGAGAACCCCGAGAGCAAGGAGGCGGGGCUGGCGCACCUGUGCGAGUUCAUCGAGGACUGCGAGCACACGGUGCUGGCCACCAAGAUCCUGCACCUGCUGGGCAAGGAGGGCCCGCGCACCCCGACGCCCUCCAAGUACAUCCGCUUCAUCUUCAACCGCGUGGUGCUGGAGAGCGAGGCCGUGCGGGCCGCCGCCGUCAGCGCCUUGGCUAAGUUCGGAGCCCAGAACGAUGACCUGCUGCCAAGUGUGCUUGUGCUGAUGCAGAGGUGUAUGAUGGACAGUGAUGAUGAGGUUCGAGACCGCGCCACCUUCUACAUGAAUGUGCUACAGCAGAAGCAGAAGGCCCUCAAUGCUGCCUACAUCUUCAAUGGUCUGACCGUCUCUGUUCCCGGUCUGGAGAAAUCCCUUCACCAGUACACUCUGGAGCCCUCAGAGAAACCCUUUGACAUGAAGACCGUUCCCCUGGUAACCGCGCCCAUCACAGAACAGAAGACAGAAAUCGCGCCGGUGGCCACCAGCAAACUUCCAGAGAAGCUGGCUCCCUCACGGCAGGACAUUUACCAGGAGCAACUGGCCGCUAUCCCAGAGUUCCAGGGCCUGGGGCCGCUGUUCAAGUCGUCGGAGCCGGUGCAGCUGACGGAGGCGGAGACGGAGUAUGUGGUGCGCUGCGUCAAGCACACCUUCGCCGGCCACAUGGUGUUCCAGUUCGACUGCACCAACACGCUCAACGACCAGCUGCUGCAGAAGGUGCUGGUGCAGAUGGAGCCGUCAGAGGCCUACGAGGUGGUGGCCUACGUGCCCGCCGCCAGCCUGCCCUACAGCCAGCCGGGCUCCUGCUACAGCCUGGUGCGCCUGCCCGAGGACGAGCCCACCGCAGUGUCCUGCACAUUCAGCUGUACCAUGAAGUACCUGGUCAGAGACUGCGACCCCAACACAGGAGAGCCGGAUGACGACGGUUACGAUGACGAAUACGUGCUGGAGGACUUGGAGGUGACGGUCGCAGACCACAUCCAGAAGGUGCUCAAACCCAACUUCAGUGCCGCCUGGGAUGAGGUGGGCGACGAGUUCGAGAAAGAGGAGACUUUCGCCCUCGCCUCUGUCCGAACUCUAGAAGAGGCCGUCAGUAACAUCAUCAGCUUCCUGGGCAUGCAGCCGUGCGAGCGCUCGGACAAGGUCCCCGAAAACAAGAACUCCCACGUCCUGGUGCUGUCCGGUGUGUUCCGGGGGGGCCACGACGUGCUGGUGCGCUCGCGCCUCGCCCUGGCCGACGGGGUGACCAUGCAGGUGACCGUGCGGAGCGGGGAGGAGACCGUCGUCGACGUCAUCCUGGCGUCCGUGGGGUAGUCCCGCGGCAACCCCAAACCACGCCCCCUCCCCCAUCCCUGGUGAACACGGCCUCUGUAUAGCUUUCAAAUCAGUGGUUCUCAAACCUUUUUUUGGGUGGUGAGCCAUUUUACCAGUAGAACUGCCCCUACCCCCCCUGGAAGUGCAUACAUAAAGAAAUACUCCUGCUUAUUUUUGCAAUGCAAACUCAGCUCAAAGUGAUUGUUGUCAAAUAAUUUUCUUUAAAAAGCAGCUAAAUGGCGCUUAGGUCCUGACUUGCAGCCAGGUGACUUGCAGUGUGGAAAAGUCUCAUUGGUGUGUGAGCGUAUCAGAGCAUUCCUUUCACCACACCCUGCUCAUGUUUGGGUGCAUUGCUCACGAUGAGGUGACAGUGUCCUUCGAGCGAAAUUCCAAAAAAUGGGCACAGAAAGGGGGGGGGGGGGGGAGCAUUAAAAGUGGUUAAAUAGUUGUCACUGCUCUCACCCUAUCCUCUCCCAGUUGGCAUCCAAACAGACUGUGCUUUGAGAACCACUGGUUUAAAUAAAGAGAUUUCCUUUUUCACCUUACCCCCCCCCACCCUCAUCACAUGCACCGUCCAUCGUUGUGUUGGUGUUCUUUGGUUUGGGGACUGUGCUGUCUGGUGGGACAGCACUGAAUGGGUUGCCAUGUUACCAUACAAUUUAGUCAUUUUCAAAAGGGAUUGGUGUCUGACAUGGCAACCACAACAGACUUGGGAUGUUGUGCACCUGCCUGCAUGGGAAAGGUGACCAGGGCCAUUGUCACUGAACCCCCCACCUUCGAUCCCCCUCAGAAAAGGACUUUUGGCCAAAGUUUCAGUAUGACACAUAAACAUGUCCUGUUGCUCUGAACUCUGCAGUGGUUUUGUAUGGCAAUGUGACUCUGGAUUGGUGUCCUUCCUAAACUCUCUCCAUCUGUCUUUUAUCAUGUAAUUGUGACCAGGGAAGCAGAUGAGUCUUUCUUGGGGUCUGGAGAUGUUAUUAAAGUUCUGCCACAUAAC